Messenger RNA from Adineta steineri, 1020 nucleotides. The record is from the annotation of a GenBank genome assembly. Lineage: Eukaryota; Metazoa; Rotifera; Eurotatoria; Adinetida; Adinetidae.
AUGUCGGUUCAAUCGCCACGUCCGCUAUUAGCGAACGUUGGCCUGGUUUCAACGCCAUCAUCGUCCAUACCACCACACAAAACUAAAACAUCUAUUAGUCGAUCACCUUCAUCUUCAUCAUCAAAUUCAUCGUCAUCCGGUUCAUCAAGAUCCCGUUCUCGAUCGCCAAUUUCUCGUCGUUCACGUUCACCAACACCUGAUAAACCACCAACACCAUCAUCAUCUACACCUCCUGUACACAUUAAUAAUUCCAAUGUAUCAUCGUCAUUAUUACAACAACAAGCAGCUGCAGCAGCCGCACUGUUUUCUAGUGGUUCUCUUAGUUCCUUAUUACCUAUGUAUAGUAUGGGCCUUUUUCCAAUACCUCCUCCACCACCUCCACCACCGAUUAUGCCUGCAGUGAAUUUUUCAUCUGAACAAAUCGCUCGUGUUUGUGAAACAUUAGAAGAAAAUGGUGAUAUUGAUCGUUUGGGAAGAUUUCUUUGGUCAUUACAAGUUGCACCUGGUUCAGCAAAUUUACUAGUACAACAUGAAAGUAUUUUACGUGCUCGUGCACUUGUAGCAUUUCAUUUGGGUAAUUAUCGUGAACUAUAUCAUUUAUUAGAAAAUCAUAAAUAUACACGUGAUUCACAUGCUAAAUUACAAGCUAUGUGGAUGGAAGCACAUUAUCAAGAAGCAGAAAAAUUACGUGGAAGACCAUUAGGACCAGUUGAUAAAUAUCGUGUAAGAAAGAAAUAUCCAUUACCACGUACAAUAUGGGAUGGUGAACAAAAAACACAUUGUUUCAAAGAACGAACACGUUCAUUAUUAAGAGAAUGGUAUUUACAAGAUCCAUAUCCAAAUCCGGCCAAAAAACGUGAACUUGCACAAGCAACAGGAUUAACACCGACACAAGUAGGAAAUUGGUUUAAAAAUCGACGACAACGAGAUCGUGCAGCACAAGCAAAAAAUCGACAACAAUAUGGGUUAGGUGCCGGCAGUUAUUCUCCGCCGUCAUCACCUGAUUCUUCAACAACGUGA